AUGGAAGUUCUACUACCUGAUAUGGGAGAGGAAAUUGACACUGACUAUUAUGGUAGUGAACAGCUGGUACAGUCAGGGACUACAGUGUCAAGGCUGUUACAUUAUGUAAAGAAUGUGUUCUUUGAAGACACUGCUGGUGAGGAGCUGUUUUUUGACAUAAAUGGAGAUUCUCCAGUGGUGUAUGACAUAUUAAAUUGGCAAGUCUCUCCUGAUGGAAACACCACCAGUUAUGUGAAGGUUGGAUAUUUUGAUUCCCGAGCUCCUUCAGGACAAGAUUUUUUCAUUAAUGAAAGUCUGAUUUUGUGGAAUGGAGACAACACACAGAUUCCACAGUCAGUGUGCAGUGAAUCCUGCUCUUUUGGCUUCAGGAAAGCUCCCCGUAGAGGACAGCCUGUUUGCUGCUUUGACUGCAUUCCGUGUUCUAAGGGAGAGAUCUCCAAUCAAACGGGUGUCAGCAACUGCAUCAGAUGUCCUGAGAAUAAAUGGCCUAAUCUUAAGCAAGAUGCUUGCAUUCUGAAAGCUGUGGAGUUUCUUUCCAUGGAAGAAUUAUUGGGAUCAAGCCUAGCAGGAUCUACAAUAUUCCUCACUUUAAUAACUGCUUCUACCCUGUGUAUCUUCAUAAAGUACAGAGACACACCAAUUGUUAAAGCUAAUAACCGGGACCUCAGCUACUUUAUACUUUUUUCACUUUUUGUAUGCUUUCUCUGUCCCUUAAUAUUCAUUGGUCAACCAAACAGACUUGCCUGCUUGCUCCGCCAGAUUAGUUUUGGCAUAAUAUUUUCUUUCUGUGUUUCUGGUAUACUGGCUAAAACCAUUACAGUUGUCAUUGCUUUUAAAGCUACAAAGCCUAAUGGCAAAUUAAUGAAGUAUGUGGGACCCAGAACACCAUAUUUUAUUGUUUUCUCAGGAUCUCUGUUACAGGUUAUUCUGUGCAUUAUUUGGCUGGCAAUGUCUCCUCCAUUUCCUGAACUGAAUUUCAACUCUGAAGAGUUUAAAAUCAUAGUGGAAUGUAAAGAAGGAUCUUUUGUUAUGUUUUAUUGCAUGCUGGGAUACCUUGGCCUCCUAGCCAGCAUCUGCUUUGUUGUAGCCUUUCUAGCAAGGACUUUGCCUGAUACUUUUAAUGAAGCAAAAUUUAUCAGUUUUAGCAUGAUUGUAUUUGUCAGUGUCUGGUUGUCCUUCAUUCCAGCAUACCUAAGCACAAAGGGCAAGUAUAUGGUGGCUGUGGAAAUAUUUGCAAUCAUGGCAUCGGGUGCUGGAAUAAUCAUUUGCAUAUUUAUUCCCAAAUGCUACAUUAUACUUUUAAAACCUCAGCUGAAUAUAAGAGGACCGUUAAUGGGAAAUGCAAACUUCUCCAAAAACAUGUAA
Messenger RNA from Protopterus annectens (West African lungfish), 1365 nucleotides. RefSeq names its product vomeronasal type-2 receptor 26-like. Lineage: Eukaryota; Metazoa; Chordata; Ceratodontiformes; Protopteridae. Gene Ontology annotation, biological process: G protein-coupled receptor signaling pathway. The record is from RefSeq and is a predicted model, not a curated record. The coding region runs from base 1 to 1365 and encodes 454 amino acids. Gene Ontology annotation, molecular function: G protein-coupled receptor activity. The transcript has 4 exons. Gene Ontology annotation, cellular component: membrane.